This is a messenger RNA of Lipotes vexillifer (Yangtze River dolphin), 921 nucleotides long. RefSeq names its product macrophage metalloelastase-like. NCBI's taxonomy places the organism in Eukaryota, Metazoa, Chordata, Mammalia, Artiodactyla, Lipotidae. Gene Ontology annotation, biological process: extracellular matrix organization; collagen catabolic process. Gene Ontology annotation, molecular function: metalloendopeptidase activity. The record is from RefSeq and is a predicted model, not a curated record.
AUGAAGUUUCUCCUCUUAAUUCUCGUUCUUCAAGCUGCUGUUUCUGGAGUUGUUCCUCUGUCUAAUAGUACAAGUCUAGAAGAAAAUGAUGUGCUGUUUGCACAAAGGUACCUGGGCACCUUUUAUGGCCUCCUGGUGGAAAGAACUCCCACUCAAAUGAGAAUCAUUAGCAACUUCGUGGUGGGCAAAAUCCAGGAAAUGUGGCAUUUGUUCUUGGGGCCAAAUGUGACUGGGCAGUUGGAUGCCUCUCCUCUGACAAUGAUGUCCACACCAAGAUGUGGGAGGCCCAGUGUUCACCAGUUUGGCACAAUGAUGGGGAAACCAACCAUGGAACCAGCUACCUGUGGCUCCAAUUUGACGGUUGAUACUAUCAUUACAAUUGGAAGAAAAAUUUUUUUCUUUAAAGAUUAGCUCUUUUGGUGGAUUGGAACCAGGAGUCAAGUUUUUCUUUUUAAAGAUUGCAAGUACUGGUUAAUCAGUGAUUUAAAACCACAAGCCAGCUAUACCAAGAGCACACAUUAUCUGGGUUUCCCUGACUCUGACAAGAUUGAAGUUGCUGGCUUUCAUCCACUCAUCUACAAGACCAGCCUCUUUGUGGAUAAACGAUAUUGGAGGGGAAAUGAGAGAAUAAUUAUGGAUCUUGUUUAUCCCAUAUUGAUUACUGAGAAAUUUCCAGGAAUUGGACCUAAAAUUGAUGCAGUCUUCUACUCCAAAAGACACAUUUAUUUCUUGGAAGGAUGUAAUGAACUUGAAUCUGACAAGCUAUACAACUGUGUCACCAAAGGCUGGGAAGCAAUGGUGGUUUUGGUUGUUAGGAAUGGUACAAGAAAUCUGUACCCAGCGUCCUCGCUUCUGAGAUAUUCUGAUGCAAAGUGCCAGCACUCAGCUACACCGCCCUACGGCUCAAUAAAUCUCUGCUGA